This is a messenger RNA of Ornithodoros turicata, 3644 nucleotides long. RefSeq names its product DNA polymerase delta catalytic subunit-like (gene PolD1). The record is from RefSeq and is a predicted model, not a curated record. Gene Ontology annotation, cellular component: delta DNA polymerase complex. Gene Ontology annotation, biological process: DNA-templated DNA replication; nucleotide-excision repair, DNA gap filling; DNA replication proofreading. Gene Ontology annotation, molecular function: DNA binding; nucleotide binding; DNA-directed DNA polymerase activity. Bases 146 to 3463 code for a protein of 1105 amino acids. NCBI's taxonomy places the organism in Eukaryota, Metazoa, Arthropoda, Arachnida, Ixodida, Argasidae. The transcript is spliced from 20 exons.
UGUGCCGCGCGCAAAUCUGAAGGUUUUGGCGCAAUUUACGUUGCUUUGUUGGUGUGAUUGUUUUCAUUUUUAAAACUUGCACUUUUUAACCUUUUGUACAUAUUCCUGAUUAUCAAGACGUGGUAAACGAAGGAAAGGUACCAGAAUGGACAAGAAACGGAAGCCGUCCAACAAUAAGAUGCCGCUGUCCCAAGGCAACAAAAGAUCCCGCUCGCAAGACGACGACGAACCUAUGGACUUCGAAAUGGAGCUCGCAUCAAUGGAAGAUAUUAUGAGCGAGGAGCAGACAUAUGAUACAGAAUCGCAGGAAUCUGUGGGGCAAGGCCCAGAGGACACAUGUACGAGUGCACGUUGGGCACGUCCGGCUGUACCACCUUUGAGGCCGUCGGUGGACUCCUUGGAAUUCCAACAGUUGGAUCUGGACCAUUACUUGGGUCAGCCCAUGGAUGGCAUGCCAGGCAUGCGUACUGGUACUGUGCCCAUUGUGCGCAUGUUUGGUGUCACAGAUGGUGGCCACAGUGUUCUGUGUCACGUGCACGGCUUCCUGGCCUACUUCUACGUUGAGGCUCCGAGCAGUUUCAAGAAAGAGCAUUGUACUGCCUUCAAGAAUGCACUCAACACUGCCGUCCUUGCCGACAUGCGGUCAAACAAGAAUAACUUGGUUGAUGCGGUUGCUGCUGUGGACGUGACUUUGAAACAAAGUAUUUAUGGGUACAGUGACAAGGGCAAACAACCAUUCCUCAAGGUGACCAUGGUACUGCCACGUCUAAUUGCCCCUGCAAAAAGGCUCCUAGAGAAUGGUGCUGUCAGUAUUCCUGCAUGUGGUCCGGUCUGCUACAAGAUUUACGAGAGCAACGUGGACUUUGAAAUUAGGUACAUGGUGGACUCUGGAGUGGUGGGUUGUAGUUGGAUCGAACUGCCUGCUGGCAGUUAUCGUCUGCGAUCUUCUGGUGGUGAAGAUGGGACAAAACGGAAGAUGUCUCGUUGCCAACUGGAAGUCGAUGUAGCAUGGGAUGCACUUGUGGCUCAUGCACCAGAAGGCCAGUGGGCACGAGUAGCUCCCUUCCGCAUUCUCAGUUUUGACAUUGAGUGUGCUGGUCGUAAAGGUAUUUUCCCAGAAGCUGACAAGGACAGUGUAAUCCAGAUUGCAAACAUGGUGGUCCGCCAAGGCAACAAAGACCCAUUCAUCCGUAAUGUGUUUACCUUGAACACGUGUGCUCCAAUUGCUGGCUGUAAUGUGCUCUGUUUUAAAAGGGAACAGGAAAUGCUACAGAAAUGGGCAGACUUUGUUCGUGAAGUGGACCCGGACAUCGUAACUGGGUACAACAUCCAGAACUUCGAUUUUCCGUACCUGAUCAACCGUGCCAAGCGCCUGUCUGUGGCAUCGUUCCCAUUCUUGGGACGUAUUCGAGACUCUCGUACUCUCGUUAAGGACUCCGUGCUCCAGUCGAAGCAGAUGGGCCGACGUGAGAACAAAAUUAUCACCAUGGAGGGACGAGUGCAGUUUGACCUACUGCUGGCUCUGGUUCGUGACUACAAGCUGAGAUCUUACACAUUGAACGCUGUAAGUUACCACUUUCUACAAGAACAAAAGGAAGAUGUGCAGCAUAGCAUCAUUACUGACCUCCAGAAUGGCACAGACCAGACACGACGCCGUCUAGCAGUAUACUGUCUCAAAGAUGCCAUGCUACCUCUUCGCCUCCUCGAUAAACUUAUGUGCAUCAUCAACUACAUGGAGAUGGCACGUGUGACUGGUGUACCACUUACUUACCUUCUUACCCGAGGGCAGCAGAUCAAGGUGGUUUCCCAGUUGCUUCGCAAGGCUGCUGAACAGGACUUGGUGAUGCCAACAGUGCACCAAGAAACUGGUGAUGAUUAUACAGGAGCGACAGUCAUUGAACCUGUAAAAGGCUUUUAUAGCAUCCCCAUUACAACACUGGAUUUCUCUUCUCUGUAUCCAUCCAUUAUGAUGGCUCACAAUCUAUGCUAUACAACACUGCUGGAUCCUCGACAUAAAGACAAGUUGGAUGCCGAUGACUUCAUUAGGACCCCCUCUGGGGAUUAUUUUGUUAAGUCCAGGUUAAGGAGGGGUCUCCUGCCAGAAAUUCUAGAGGAUCUACUAUCGGCAAGGAAAAAGGCCAAAGCAGAUCUCAAGAGGGAAACUGACCCAUUUCGGAAGAAAGUACUUGACGGGCGUCAGUUGGCUCUGAAGAUUAGUGCUAACUCCGUUUAUGGUUUCACCGGGGCCCAAGUUGGAAAGCUUCCUUGCCUGCCCAUAUCUCAGAGUGUGACAGCAUUUGGUCGAAUGAUGAUUGAACAGACAAAACAAGAAGUGGAAGCAAGGUAUACAAAAGCCAAUGGUUACCCUGCUGACUCCAAGGUCAUCUAUGGCGAUACGGACUCCGUUAUGAUACAGUUUGGAGUCGACACUCUUCCAGAAGCCAUGCGAAUGGGCAAGGAAGCUGCAGAGUAUGUCACUUCCAAGUUCAUUCGGCCCAUCAACCUGGAGUUUGAAAAGGUGUACUUUCCAUAUUUGCUGAUCAACAAAAAGCGAUAUGCUGGAUUGUUGUACACAAAACCUGAAACCUAUGACAAGAUGGACUGCAAGGGAAUUGAGACAGUCCGUCGAGACAACUGCCCUCUAGUUGCCAAUCUCAUUAACACGUGCCUGGAGAAGAUUCUCAUAGAAAACGAUCCAAAUGGAGCAGUUGACUUUGCUAAGCAGACCAUCGCUGACCUCCUUUGCAACCGGGUAGACAUUUCACAGCUAGUCAUAACGAAAGAACUAACGAAAAACGAUGGAGAGUAUGCCGCCAAGCAAGCACACGUGGAGCUAGCCAACCGGAUGCGCAAGCGAGAUGCUGGAAGUGCACCAAACUUGGGUGACCGUGUCCCAUAUGUCAUAAUAGCAGCAGCAAAGGGCACUGCAGCCUACCUCAAGUCUGAAGAUCCCAUCUACGUGUUGGAAAACAACAUACCAAUAGAUACGCAGUACUACCUGGAGAACCAGCUGUCCAAGCCUCUACUCCGGGUGUUCGAGCCCAUCCUUGGUGAAACAAAGGCAGAGUCUGUGCUGUUGCGUGGGGACCACACACGUACUAAGACAGUAGUCCAUUCCAAGGUGGGAGCACUAGCAGCAUUCACAAAAAAGAGGAGCACAUGCAUCGGUUGUCGUGCUGUUUUAGACAAUGAAACUGCUGCAGUUUGUGCACACUGCAAGCUCAGGGAGGCUGAGAUCUACCUCGUGGAGGUGGAACACCAGACUAGCUUAGAAACAAAGUUUGCAAGGCUGUGGACCCAGUGCCAGCGCUGCUCCGGUAGCCUUCAUGAGGAGGUUCUUUGUACGAGAAACAGUGAAGACUACAAUGUCAGCAUCAACACUGAUAUGACAGUCCAUCAACUUGCAACUCACAGGGUAAACAAAAAAAUCGAUCGUACACUCCCUUUGUUUGGAGACAGGUGAUCUCUUCUUUUAUGUACAUUCACUAAGUAUGUCUACUGGUGUUCUGUUGAUGCUGUUAGCAAUGUGCAGCACAUAAGAAUCAGCACUACUCUGUUCCUUUUUGAGCAUUAUGCUUCCAUGUCCGAAAUCAAGGGGGAAUGUUGACAGUACACCAUAGAGCUUUUUCAUCUACCAUGUAUGC